Molecule: messenger RNA, 4634 nt
Organism: Ictalurus furcatus (blue catfish)
Lineage: Eukaryota; Metazoa; Chordata; Actinopteri; Siluriformes; Ictaluridae
Product: probable E3 ubiquitin-protein ligase HERC3
Exons: 24
Coding region: 193-3174 (993 amino acids)
Biological process (GO): ubiquitin-dependent protein catabolic process; protein ubiquitination
Molecular function (GO): ubiquitin protein ligase activity
Source: RefSeq, a predicted model, not a curated record
ACACACACACACACACGCAAGCAUUCAAUAGCUUUCUGUUUCCACUGAAUCGGCGGAGUCACAGCUCAUAAGUUUCGCUUUCGCUUUCGUUUCUCCGCCUCAGUGCGGUAUAAACACAAGCAGGGCAGUAUAUAAAAGCGGCGACUCUCCUAAAGUGAAUAAAGCCACACAGGGAGACUCUGCACCUUCAUCAUGUUGUGUUACUGGGGAGAAGCUGUAAAACCCGACGGAUUUGGUUUAGUGAAGGCUGGCAGCGUGAAAUUCACGGACACUGGCAUUGGAUACCUUUCUCCAAAAUCCGGGAUCAGGGAUGUGUCUCCCGGGAAGAGUCUAGUGGGAUUCAUUGGCGGGGAUGGAAACGCAUCUGUCAUGAGAAUAAACAUCAGAGAAGAUGCCAAGUUUGGAAAACUGAAAUUAUUAGACCAGAAGAAAGACAAAAUCAGACUGAUCAGCUGUGGUGAAGCUGAUGCGGUCCUUCUGGCAUAUGGAGGCAAAGUACUUUCUUUGGAGAAAUCUAAUAUUUGCAGGCCCAUCAAAGAGCUCUCCAGUAAAACUGUAAUUCAGGUUGCAUGUGGAAACCAGCACUUCCUGGCACUGACAAACGAUGGUCAGUUGUUCACGUGGGGUCAGAACUCGAGCGGUCAGCUGGGAUUGGGGAAAGGUGAGCCGAGCUCUCUGUCUCCUCAGCCCCUCAAGUCUCUGUGUGGGAUCCCACUGAGUCAGAUCAGCGCCGGAGGAGACCACAGCGUCGCCCUGUCUCUCUCUGGAGCCGUGUUCGGCUGGGGCAGGAACAGCGCCGGGCAGCUGGGCCUGGGACAUACAGAGGAUAUGUCCAAUCCAACCUGCGUGAAUAACCUGAACCAAAAGAAAACAAGUUCCAUCUCAUGUGGAGAAGAACACACUGCUACUUUAUCAAAGGGAGGAACGGUUUUCACGUUCGGAUCAGGUCGUUACGGGCAGCUAGGUCAUAACUCAUUCAAUGAUGAACUUCAGCCUCGUGUGGUUACUGGGCUUGAGGGUUUAAACGUGUCCCAGAUCACAUGUGGGGGGAAUCACACUAUGGCACUGGUUGAAUCAUCAAACACGAUCUACUCAUUUGGAUGUGGAGAACAAGGACAACUGGGAAAUGGGCAGAGGACCAAUCAGUGUGUGCCACUUCCUGUACAACUGAUAUCAAGGGCCAAUAACAUCCAUACAGUUGAGAGCAUCAUUGCUGGUGGGAAUCAGUCCUUUGUCUUGUGCUCUUCUCAGAAAUCCAGUAGUAAUUUAGAACCUAACCGAAGGAAGGGGAUUGUGACAUUGGAGGACAAAAAGAUUGACAGAUGGGUGUCCGAGUGUGAAACAAAUCAGUGGAAGACCAUCAAAAAGGAAAUAAAAACAGUUUUCUCAUCUCCAGCUUGUAUAAAUGGGAGCUUCAUUAUAAAAAGUUGUGAUGGACAUUACGCAACAUCCACCCACAUCUCUGGUUUGGAUAUGGAAUCAGUGAAAACUGCUUUUGACCGGUUGGCCGAGAAGGAGAGGGUGUUGUUGGAGGUAGAGAAGGUGGUUGAGAAAGAUCUUCUCCCCUCUCUGGGCUCAACUGCUGCUGGUGUGGAGGCUCUGAGGGUUUUCCUCAUCCUGCCUGAACUCCUCAGAGUGCUGAACAAUCAAGGUCAUGAGACAAAGCUCACAGCAUUAUAUGCUUCUGCCAUUUUGAAUUUGGAGCCCUGCAGGUUUACGGUUUUAGAGAAUUUCUGGUCUGAACUCCCCAAAACCUUCCUUAAAACAUUAGUGAAACUUUUGCACACUUCGGCCGCAAAAAUGAUAUCCAAGAUCACGUAUGACUGCAGACAAGAAAUAGUCAUGGAUUCCCCAUUAUGUAAAUUGGUGAAAGUCCUCCAGCUGCUCUACAAGGCUUCCUGCACGAACCAACGAGAAAUCACACCUGGAGAUUUCAUCAUCUAUGAGAUCAAUGAGCUGCUUGACAUGAUAUAUGCUCUUGACAUGGACAUAAACAAUAUGUGGAUUGGAGACAAUAGUGGGAUGUUGGCAGAAAAACAGACAUAUGUGCACACCUUAAAACUCCUGAGCUCAAGUCCUUGCAUCUUUACUCUGGAGGCUAAAUACAGCCUUCUAAAGUUCAGAGAAUCUUGGGGACCCUUUACGAUGGUGUUAAGACGCACUGCAAUUCUGGAGGAUUGUUUCCAACAGCUGAGGGCCGCGAGUGAGCAAGCGCUGAAGGGCUGGCUGCGGGUGAUGUACUCUGAAAAUGCCGAAACGAGCGACGUCUUUAAGAGGGACUUCUUUCACAAUGCAUUUAAAAUGCUAAAGGACCCAGAAUCAGAAAUGUUCAUGGACAAUGACACAAAAACAUUGAUCUGGUUUCCUGUUGAGCCCAAUUUACCAGAGGAGAGAUACUUUCUUCUCGGACUCCUGUGUGGUCUGGCCUUUUACAACAACAGUGUCGUGCACAUGCCCUUUCCUUUAGCCCUGUUUAAAAAACUUCUCGACAUCAGACCUUCUCUGGACGAUUUUGCUGAGCUGAGUCCUGUCAUAGCACAGAGUUUGCAGUACUUACUGAACUACACUGAUGAUGAUGCGGAUAACAUGGACAUGACCUACACUAUUGUGUGGAACAACAAGGAAGUUGAACUGGAUCCAGACGAGCCUGGCAAAACCGUGACAAGCUCAAACAAAAACGUGUUCGUGGACGCGUAUGUGGAUUACGUGCUGAACAAGUCCGUGGAGCGGGUGUUUAAUGAAUUUAAGAAGGGAUUCUACAAAGUGUGUGACAGACACAUGGUGGACAUCUUCCAUCCAGAAGAGCUCAGAGGAGUGAUGCUGGGCUCAGAGGAAUACGACUGGGACACAUUCAGACAGAAUGCAACUUAUGAAUACGGAUUUCAUGCAAAACACCAAACGAUUGUCUUUUUCUGGGAAGUGUUUGAAGAACUGUCAAGCCAGGACAAGAAAGCCUUCCUCUUGUUCCUGACCGGAUUUGAUCGAGUUCCCAUUCUGGGUAUGGGGCAGGUGAAGAUGCGAGUGCAACCCCUGUUUAGUGGCACACAGGAUUAUCUGCCCCAGGCUCUUACCUGCCAUGCCUUACUGAAUCUCCCAGUGUACCAAAGAAAAGAAACACUUCGAACGAAGCUCACUGAAGCCAUACACCACAGAAGAGGAUUCUGGGAAGAAUAAAAUGACAGCCUUAUGUAAUUUGACAUUGUGCUGCUGUAUGAAAAUGUGGACUUUGGUGUUGCCUGUGCUGUGUGUCUUAAUAUGUCAGCCUAAUUACUUGAUGUAGUUCUACAUUUUGCACAGACCUGAGCUCAGGAUCGAACUGGGGACCCUGUUUGUGGAUUCUUAUUGAGGAAACAGGUUGUUCAAAGCCUGUUCAAAAACCUUGCUCUCAUUGCACAUAUUUUUUGAGGUUAUUUUAUAAUUUCACAUAAACACAAAAACAGCCUGAGUGUUCGAUUAAUUUCUUUCAGAAAGGCAACACUAGAUAAGUAAAGGAAUUUACUUAAGGAUGAAAAAAAAAUACAUUAAACGUAGUGUAACUUUUACUUCUUAUAUCUCAGAGCAGACUACACACUGAUAGAUGAAUUUAUAGAUGACCAGUUAAGGACUUUAUCAAAAGGGGCAUAGCCUUUGCUAUUGUAAUUCAUAUUUAAAACGUAUUUACUACAAUGUAAAACAAAUGCAACUACAAUGAAUGCUCCUAAUAAAAUUGGCUUUAACUAAAUGUUGUGAUAUUUUGCUGUAAUUCAGUAUUUCAAAGGUAAAGAAGUUACUAGAAUGUUUAUUUUAAUGGAUGUUUUGUCCGAACAACGCAAGGGGCGUUUCACUCAGUGUAUUCACCUGACAAGACUGUCACGGAAAAGCUGCAUGAAUCUAAAGUCACGGCUAGAAAGAAUUUAGCCCCAGCCUCACUUCUUCAUACCAUUCUGUAUGUUUUUCCUUCAACUGUUGGUAGUGCUGUUGCGCUUGGUUCCACAGAAGUCCCAAAUAAUCCACUUUAAAACAUUUGUUAAUAGCAAAUAAUCUGUUUUGGAUGGCAAAAAUAAUUAUAUUGAUUUCUUUUUAGAUUUCAAAGACAGGGGAGACCCGCUAGUGCAUUUGUACCAGCAGCUGUUUACCAGCCAUUAGAAAGCACCCUAUGUUUUUUUUUUGUUUUUUUGUUUUUUUAUGACUUAUUGAGUUAUUAUUGGUCAAUUAUGAGGACUUUUUCAUACUUUAUGAAAAACAGUGAAAGUCUUAUAGCUUUAGCUGUAAUCAUAAGCUUUAGUUGUAGUAUCCAUAGCAAGGGGAUCAAGCAUAUGGCCUGCAGACUCUAAUCUGUAAUUGAAUUGUAAGAUUCUAGCAAGUGCUUUGCUGCGUCCCAGUUCACCUACUUAUACUAUGCACUAAGAAAAAAUACAUACAUUUGAGUGUGUAGCAAAAUAAUAUGCAAGUACUGAGACAUACUACCACAUCAUGUAAUGGAAGAGAACGUUGUUGCCUCAUGUAGUUAUGCACACUGUCACCGUAAAUACUCCUCAUUGCAUUUACAGCUUUUCUUCAUUCGUUAUUCCUUUUAGAAUUUAUACUACAUCAUUUAAUUUAACAUUCAUUAAUCUUACAUGAAAGUAAAAAAAAAAAAAAAACUUUGGCUAGUG